UGCUGCUCCACACUGAGGCUCAGGGUGCCUCCAGCGCUUCAGACGAGCCUCUACAACACACAAACACACAGAGACAUUUCAGCUGUCAGGACCUCUACACCUGCCCUGCUGCUCAGCUCACACAAGAGGAGACACUUAAACGGAGAAGAUCAUCCUGUUUGGGAGAAAUGAAACUUGAAGUUUUCUCAGCGCACCACUUCGCGCAGAAGCCACUGGAGUUGUGCAUGGACGCUGAGGGGGGAGUUCCGUCUCCUCUGUCCGGGGACGAGCUGGGGUCGGACGGGGACUGCGUGGCCAACAGCCCGGCACCUGUCGCCCAGAGCGGCGACGGCAGCAAGGGAAAGCCCUACACCCGCAGACCCAAACCCCCUUACUCCUACAUCGCUCUCAUCGCCAUGGCCAUCCGGGAGUCCGGCAGCGGCCGCCUCACUCUGGCAGAGAUCAACGACUACCUGAUGAAGAAGUUCCCGUUUUUCCGCGGCAGCUACACCGGCUGGAGGAACUCUGUGCGCCACAACCUGUCACUCAACGACUGCUUCCUCAAAGUGCUGCGGGACCCGUCCAGGCCGUGGGGCAAGGACAACUACUGGAUGCUCAACCCGCACAGCGAGUACACCUUCGCUGAUGGGGUGUUCCGCCGUAGGAGGAAGCGCAUCGCCAAGAGGUCCGCUAAGGAGCGGGAGAGUCCGGACAUCCUCAGCGAGGACACCCGCCUCCCCGCGCCGGAGGAGAGGGUGGGGGCCAAGUUCUCCAGCCCCUUUGCCAUCGACAGCAUCCUCAGCACACCAUUCAAACGGAGGGAGGACAGCCACGUUGACGCAGAAACCCACGCUCCCCGGCUCUACUGGCCCCCAGGGUCCCACGUACUGCCUUACACUCUGAGUUACCCGGCGCAGCACGCGUACCUGUCAGAGGGGGCGUACAGCAGCAGCACAGAGCCCAGCAGGAAUGUGCUCACAUACCUCCAGCACACAGCACCGGGCAUGGCCGCACCUGAGGCCGCUCUGCACGCGCUCAAGAUGCCCACCAAGACGCGGGGUUUCCAUAUAGACUCUUUGCUCUCAUAAAGCACCCGGACUUUCUGUCAGACUUGCUUGUUUCGACUCAUGUGCACUUUCGUGGGCGCUUAGCUUUCAGUGCUUUAGCUGUUUAACUGUUUGGGAAUCUGUCUGUCACAUCACGACUGCUGUCAGUCAUUCUGCAGUAAAACAAACAAACAAACAUGACGUGGCAUCAAUAACUGUGUAGUUAUUCAGCAAAAAGUUGCUGUCAUCGCAGUACAUUCCACCCUGUGUGUGUGUGUGUGUGUGUGUGUGUGUGUGUGUGUGUGUGUGUGUGUGUGUGUGUGUGUGUGUGUGUUUGAGAUGUUUAGAGUGUUUGUCUGUCAUGUAUCCAUGGUUCACUGGUCAUUUCCACUGUACGACGGCAAUCAAGCGCCAAGCUCAAACACAAAAUAUUAAUCUAUUUAUAUUUUCAUGUUUUGUAUGACCUGCUGUAUAAAAUAUUGUUGUACAUAUAUAUAUGUGUGUAUGUGUGUGUGUGUGUGUGUGUGUGUGUGUGUGUGUGUGUGUGUAUAUAUAUAAAAUAUUGACUGAGCUGCGAUGAGAAUCACGUGGCUGCACGAGUAACGCAUGGAAAUGUCCCGAUGUUUUCCUAAGAUUGAUUCAUGCAUGCCUGGUAUUUUUAUGAAUAAAAAACGUGACACAAUGGGA
Molecule: messenger RNA, 1712 nt
Organism: Plectropomus leopardus (leopard coralgrouper)
Lineage: Eukaryota; Metazoa; Chordata; Actinopteri; Perciformes; Serranidae
Gene: foxq1b
Product: forkhead box Q1b
Biological process (GO): cell differentiation; regulation of transcription by RNA polymerase II; anatomical structure morphogenesis
Molecular function (GO): DNA-binding transcription factor activity, RNA polymerase II-specific; RNA polymerase II cis-regulatory region sequence-specific DNA binding
Source: RefSeq, a predicted model, not a curated record